UCCUGUUCUUUUUUUUUCUUCUUCCGGUCCUCGAGGACGACGUGCCCGGCCGGUGUUCCCCUCCAUCAGUGGUCGUGGAAGGAGGCAGUAGACAUGGCGAUGUUUGAGCAGAUGAGAGCGAACGUGGGCAAGUUGCUCAAGGGUAUCGACAGGUAUAAUCCUGAGAACCUGGCCACCCUGGAGCGCUACGUGGAGACACAGGCCAAGGAGAAUGCUUAUGAUCUGGAAGCUAACCUGGCCGUCCUGAAGUUGUACCAGUUCAACCCAGCCUUCUUUCAGACCACAGUCACCGCCCAGAUCCUGCUGAAGGCCCUCACCAACCUGCCCCACACCGACUUCACCCUGUGCAAGUGCAUGAUCGACCAGGCGCAUCAAGAAGAGCGGCCUAUUCGUCAGAUUCUGUACCUUGGGGACCUGCUGGAGACCUGUCACUUCCAGGCCUUCUGGCAAGCCCUGGAUGAAAACAUGGACCUCUCAGAAGGUAUAACUGGCUUUGAAGACUCGGUCCGAAAAUUUAUCUGCCAUGUCGUGGGCAUCACGUACCAGCACAUAGACCGCUGGCUGCUGGCCGAGAUGCUCGGGGAUCUGCCAGACAGCCAGCUGAAGCUGUGGAUGAGCAAAUACGGCUGGAGUGCGGACGAGUCGGGGCAGAUCUUCAUCUGCAGCCAGGAGGAGAGCAUCAAGCCCAAGAACAUUGUGGAGAAGAUCGACUUUGACAGUGUGUCCAGCAUCAUGGCCUCCUCCCAGUAACUGCAGCAGACCUUUAAUAAAGACUUGUUGGCUCAGG
This is a messenger RNA of Chinchilla lanigera (long-tailed chinchilla), 787 nucleotides long. RefSeq names its product eukaryotic translation initiation factor 3, subunit K (gene Eif3k). Gene Ontology annotation, cellular component: eukaryotic translation initiation factor 3 complex; cytoplasm. Gene Ontology annotation, molecular function: ribosome binding; translation initiation factor activity. Gene Ontology annotation, biological process: regulation of translational initiation. Lineage: Eukaryota; Metazoa; Chordata; Mammalia; Rodentia; Chinchillidae. The transcript is spliced from 8 exons. The record is from RefSeq and is a predicted model, not a curated record. Bases 94 to 750 code for a protein of 218 amino acids.